CGAGAAGGGGCGGUCCAUUACAUAAGGCUAAUUAUAACAGCACACUUGGUUGCUCCGGAACAUGAGACUUGCUUGAGUGCUCUGGCCCCGCUCCGGUAGUGGGGUGGUUUUCGCAGCCGCGAUGGCUGGGAGUCCCAGGCCGAGCUCGGCGAUUACCUGCCUGAUUCUGCUGCUGUUGGAGAGUACAGCGGCCAAAAAAUACUGCUGGUAUGUGGAUGCAGGAUAUCCCACCUAUUUUAUCUGUCGUGCAUAUGAAGAUUGCUGUGGUACUAGAUGCUGCAUGCGAGCAUUCUCUAUCCAACGAUUAUGGUAUUUUUGGUUUCUUUUAAUGAUGGGGGUCCUAUUUUGUUGUGGAGCUGGUUUCUUCAUUCGGAGAAGACUGCAUCCUCCUCAAAUGACCGAUGACCCUCCUUUUACAGUCGGUUUCACCAGGCAACCUGUUAACACAACUGGUUGUCAGACUACAGGAAAUACUCAGAGUGGAAUGCAAUAUUAUACAGAACCUGGAGCACCUGUUGUUAAUCCCAUGGCCUCAACUUUCCAAAUCCAGCCAAAUUUUCCUCUCCUCAACCCAGCCUACCCACCCCCACCAGCAUAUUGCAAUCAGCCACCCCCUCCCUAUGAGCAAGUUGUAAAAACCACAAAUAAGCAAUCAGAGAGAUAAACAUUUGAUUUCAGCAAACAUCACAGUUGCCGAUUUUUACCUUUUUAUAGACAGUCUGGAGAGCUGCAAAUCUUCAGUGAUAUAUGCUUGACCUCAGUACACCCUAGGAGUUGCAUUUAGCUCUGCUUUUGAUGAGUUAAUAUAUUGUAGUGACUUAAGCAUGAAUGAUCAGGAAUUUAAAGAAAAUAACAUGUUUUAUUUGAAAACUUAAAAUUUAAAUUAGGAUUUUGGAAGAAACUGUGCAUCAGAUUCUGCAGAGAUGUCUAAAAUGCUUUUCCCGUUGAUGGUUAUGAGUAAACUGUCUUCCUUUUAAAUAUUUGACAGUUUUUGAUUUGAUUAAAAUAGAAGAAAAAUCAUUCUCAGUUUAACUGGACUUGUUAAUCAGCAUACUGGUUAGCUAAGCUGAAGACAUUUAAUUUUUAUGAUACAUGUUGUUAACUGCUAAAGUCAUUGAAAAUAGAUUGAAAUGUUUUAUGGAUUAACAUUUCAUUUUAGUCUUUACAGUGCCUUUUAAAAGUAUUUAGUUCCCAAACCUUUGUUCACAUAAAUGAGUAUUGCAACUAGGGAUUUUGAUCAAUUUAACUGAAUUUUUAUUUGUGAAUUACAUACCCCCUUUUCACAGUCAAGCCCAAAAGACAGGGAAAAUUGUAAAGCAUGAAAAGCAAAAAAUUCAAAAAAGUGAAAUGUCAACAGUUCAAAAGUAUUCAUCCCUCCUUACCAUGUAAUUAGAACCACCUCUCACAGAUAUUGCAGCCAAUAUUCUUGGUGCAAAGCUAAUAGAGACUUAUCCUAAAUGUGAUGGAGCAAGAUUUUUUCCGUACAAAAUUGCUCAGGCUGUGCCAGGUUAGUUGGUGGGCAGUAGUGGAUCGCGAUCUUGAGGUCUUGCCAGAGGUGUUUGAUCGGGUUAAGGUUACAACUCUUCGCCACUCAAGGACAUCAAUUUUCUUCAUUUGAAGCCACUCUAUGGUUACUCUGGCAGUGCACUUUGGGUUGUAAUCCUGUUGAAUGACUAACUUCCUCCCCAGUUAAAUGCUUUCUAGCAGAGGCCAGCAGGUUUUUAUCCAGGAUCUCUCUGUACUUGGCAUUCAUCUUCCAGUCAGAUUUCCAGUCCUCCUGCUCAAAAACAUCCUCAUAGCAUGAUGCUACAUCCACCAUACUGUACAGUUGGUAUGGUGUUAUCUGGCUUAUCCACUUUAGUCUCAUCUGACCACACGAACUUCUUCCACAUUUUAACAGAAUCUUCUAAGUCUUGCUUUGUGGGCAAGUGAAGUCUUUAUAGGCAAGUUUGUAUUUUUUUGGAGCCAGAGCUUCUUCCUUGCCAUUCUUCCAUAAACGCCCUAUUUGUGCAAGGCCUUGGAGAUUGUGGAGUCAUGAACUUUAUCCCCAGUUGCAGCCACUGACAUCUGCACCUCAUUCAGUGACUGUGCCAUUUCUUACAAGUGCCAUUUUUCUCCAGCAGCUAAGAUUAGAGGGGUGGCCUGACCUUGGUAGUGUGUGGUUUCAAGAUGAACUGAACUGAAUUCCAAGAUACAUUCAGUGCUUUUGAGAUGGUCUUGUACUCUACCAGACUUGUGCUUCUCUGUAAUCAUUUUCCUGACUUGUCUUGAAUGCAUGUUAGUCUUUAUUGUGGUUUGUGCUGUGAAAAAUCUACCAUUCUGUUGGACUUCGCUGAGAGAGGGGGUUAUUUAUUCUUGAAAUUAUUCUUGAAUUAAUUGAAAACAGAUGAUCUUCCUUCCAGUUUUCUACAUCAACAAAUUGGUUGAGUUGGUAAGGUAAUAAUAUACCAUAUUGCACCUGAGGAAAGUUAAUGUAGUAAUUGCGUAGGGGAUGAAUACUUUUUCAGUCUAAAUUUUGGUUUUAAAUUUUUGGUAAAUUGUUGACAAGUUUUGGAAAUUUUGCUUUUGAUUUGACAUGAUGCACAAUGUUUUGUAGAUUAGCUUAAAAUCUUCAGUAUAUUUUAAAUUUAGAAAUUGAGACAGUAAAAUAUGAAAUUAGUUGUGGAGGCUGAAUACUUUUUCAAGGCAUUGUACUUUAAAUAGCACCUUGGAGGCUUUGAAUAAAUUUUUGUAUAAGGAUUUGUCAUGUGAAACACAGGUUUACAGUGGCUAGCUAGAGAUGUUUACUCUAGAAUAUUCCAUAAAUGGAUUAUAUUUAAUGGUGAAUGAAGAAUCAUUUAGUGCUUUGUAAAUUUAGGAAAUUAGACAAAUGGUAUGAGUGAGAAUUCAGUAAUGUUAAUGCUUAUUGUAUUUUUGGUUUUUCAUAGUGAAGUCAGUCUUGUUAAUUUAAAAACCCUUAAAUAAUUUCUCAACGUUAUGGUGUUCAGAAAGAUGCAUGACUGUAUUUGAUUCUGUUUUUUUUUAAAAUCAACUGUUUCAAUUUGUAUAUUUUUCAGUAGCUCUUGAAUUUUUGGAGCCAAGUGCUUGAUCUCUGUAUUCAUGAUGUUCAGUUCUAUCAACUACUUAAAUACUAAGGUAGCAGUUUGUACAGCUCUCAUUCUGAGCACCAAUUUCAUGUGUGAUUUGUCAAUUAAUGGAAUAGAAUUUUUGAUUUAAUAUAAAAAAUCUGUAAAAAAAUAAAUUCAGUUCUGCACUAUGCUAACUGCUAUAUGUAUAUAAGAAAGCAUUUUUAAAAGCAGCAAAUAUUUAUUACCAGUUAUUUUCCCUUUUUAUCAAAGGGCUUAUUAAUUUAGGAGGCAUGAGGUUGUUUAAGAGUAUGUUCUUUCAUGAUUUAGUUUGUAGAAUUGCAAUCUUAUAGCUAACAAAAUGUUAUUUAAUCCCAUGAUUUCAUUGUAACUACAGUAUAUUCUCAUGCACAGCAAUGAAAUUUGACUUCUGAAUAUUUAAAAGAUAUAGUGAACAGUGCGUUAAGUGAUAAGGAAAGAAAAACUUCGGUAGAAAGGGAACCCUUCUAUUUUCAAUCAUUCUUGCUCAAAUGUAGAUUUUUGGAUGAAGAUUGAAUUGGGUUCAGCUGUAAUACUUGCCAUAAUUUAGGUUGCUCACUUUUAAUGAGCUCAAACAUGAGAGAUUUGUUUUUUGUUCUAUACAAUUUCGGCCCAUCCUAUCAAUGUUGGCUAUUUCUCUGUAAUCUAUUAUCUCACCUGCCCAUCAAAUCCAUUAAAGUUCUCCUACUCACCUAUGGAUUUUAAGGAACCAGUUAUCUUCCUAAGUAGGCAAACAACAGGAAUUCUGCAGAUGCUGGAAAUUCAAGCAACACAUAUAAAAGUUGCUGGUGAACGCAGCAGGCCAGGCAGCGUCUCUAGGAAGAGGUGCAGUCGACGUUUCAGGCCGAGACCCUUCGUCAGAACUAACUGAAGGAAGAGUUACUUCCUAAGUAGUAUAUCUUGUGGGAGGAAACCCAAGGAACAGGUGAAGAACAUGUGGUUUUAAGGAAUGGAGAAACUCAGCAGGUCAGGCAGCAUCUAUGGAAAAGGGUAAACCAUCGACGUUUCUGGCUGAUAUCCUUCAUCAGGACUGGAAGGA
Messenger RNA from Mobula hypostoma (lesser devil ray), 4143 nucleotides. RefSeq names its product VOPP1 WW domain binding protein b (gene vopp1b). NCBI's taxonomy places the organism in Eukaryota, Metazoa, Chordata, Chondrichthyes, Myliobatiformes, Myliobatidae. Bases 122 to 664 code for a protein of 180 amino acids. The record is from RefSeq and is a predicted model, not a curated record. The transcript is spliced from 5 exons. Gene Ontology annotation, cellular component: cytoplasmic vesicle membrane.